AUGGCCAAGUCACACCUUAUUAUCGUGCCCUGUCAUUCAAUUUGGAAGAUUGACAAUGGUUUAGAACCCGAAAACUACGGUCAGUCAUCCAAACAUUGGUUUCUGGCACCGUUCCAGUAUGAAGGCCGCGACCAUCUUUCUUUUGUAAUGCAUUCACUGUUGGCCAUUGAGGAAUUACUGAAAGACACAGAGAAUUCCUUAUUGCUGUUCAGUGGCUCAUGCACCAAGAAGGAAGCCGGCAAUGUCUCAGAGGCCCAUUCGUACUUUUUGCAAGCCCGCAAGCUGUUGAACGCAGUUUCUUACGGCUUCGAUCUCCCCGCGACGUUUACGAGCCACAAGGACAUCUCAAGAUGUUGCCACUCGAUCGACCAAAAAAUGAAAGCCCAAAACCUUACCGUAGAUGAGCUGUUUGCGAAGCACAUCGAAAUAGAGGGGUUUGCCUUGGAUUCGCUUGACAACUUGUUGUACUCGUUAGUCAAGUUUAAAGACUUGACAUCGAAUGAUGCAUCCAGAGUAACCCUUUCGGGAUUUGGCUUUAAGAAAAGACGCUUCCUUGAGCUGCAUGCAGGUGCAAUUGACUACCCUGCAGGUAAAAUCAACUAUAUCUCUUAUGAGCCCAAGCCAAUUUCAAUUGAUGCCGAAGAGUUGGAAAAGUAUGCUCAGGAUCUUGAGUAUCAGGAAAUGAAAAAUGCGCUUGUGCCCUUUAAAGCAGACUGGUACGCCUUGAGAGACCCCUUAGUUGAAAAAAAACAGCAACGCAAUGUUUUCAAUUUGAAGCCAAAUUAUAAACUACCGUUUGACAAAACCGAGAAUAAUGGAAAUGACUACGAGUUCUUCAAAAACCACGUCCAGCACAAAAUGCCUUGGUCUUCCAACGCUCAAAUAUAA
Molecule: messenger RNA, 888 nt
Organism: Lachancea sp. 'fantastica'
Lineage: Eukaryota; Fungi; Ascomycota; Saccharomycetes; Saccharomycetales; Saccharomycetaceae
Source: the annotation of a GenBank genome assembly